UUGGUCUUUCUCGAUUCGUUUUCGCUAGAUUCGGAAGAUCCACCAUCUCUACGAGAUUCCGUCCCGUCGACGACGGAAGUCGAUAAGGAAGGGGAGGCAGUAAAAAAGGGGAUGAAAGUGGGUUGUCUAUCCGCGGUGUUCCCCCUCAUAUUCGACGGAAAUGAAAUCGAAAUCGCGGAUCGCGGGCGCAUUUGACCGAACAUGCUCCCACAAUCACUCCGUCCUCUCUCUCUCCCUCUCCCAGCCACGAAAAACCCCAACUCCCCAUCGCUAUAUAGAGCCAAGGCUUGAUACCCACCCGCACUCAUAUACUAUUGCUCUUGCAACGCUCCUCAUAAUCUAUCUCCAAGGCUGUAAAAAAAAAAGCAGCCUCUUACAUCAUCACCUCAUCGACAAUCUCGAACAGGUCAGUGCCUCUCACCCGAAACGUCAACUCGGGAAGGGCAAAACAGCACCGCACGACGCAAACCUCGACAAUGUCGCCCUCACUUCACACGCCCGUCCCAUUCGACGACGGCCACCUUCUCAUCGAAACGAACCCGGAAAUUGCAUAGAAAUAGUGUACCGACGGCGAGCCACCUGGUCGUUUCAAAGCCCCGACUUCCCCUCGAGCUCCAAUCAUCUAUCUCAUUUUUGGCGACUUUUCAACAAGGUCCCGAGCGGGAAGAGGAGCAAAAAACGAUCAUACACCUCUCUGGGCACUUGCGAAGGAGGAUGUGGUGACCCCUUUCGAGCGAUUGGGAGGGCGAACCACACUCCGAACAGCUAGCAACACGGGUGCCGAACGAGACCUCUCCUCCCGACCCAGUUUCCUGUGCUUCGUGUGCAGGAUCUUGGGCGGGUCGAAGCGUCGUCGUCUCGUGCUGAGAUUAUACCGUUAAUGAGCGGAACAGCGUAGUGGCUGCGACGUCGAGCUUUGCUAAGCUGUUUUCCCUUCCUUCUACCCUUGAUCUUCUCGACCGAACGAUCCUUCCAACGGGGAGCCACGUCGUCCAGCACUCGUUCUGUCGAUAUGCUGGGCGUCGAGGCGGACCUGACGGGGGGAUCGGGAGGGAGGAAGUUCCUCGUUCG
Molecule: messenger RNA, 1071 nt
Organism: Filobasidium floriforme
Lineage: Eukaryota; Fungi; Basidiomycota; Tremellomycetes; Filobasidiales; Filobasidiaceae
Exons: 1
Coding region: 161-769 (202 amino acids)
Source: RefSeq, a predicted model, not a curated record